Molecule: messenger RNA, 219 nt
Organism: Phytophthora sojae
Lineage: Eukaryota; Oomycota; Peronosporomycetes; Peronosporales; Peronosporaceae
Exons: 2
Source: RefSeq, a predicted model, not a curated record
CAUGGCCCCGUGGACGAGCUGCCGAAGCCCAAGGGCGUGCAGGGCCCGACGACGGUGGCCGAGCUGCUGGACCCGAAGACCAUGGCCCCCGUGGACGAGCUACCGAAGACCAAGGGCACGGUCAAGCUGCUGUACACCAAGUGCGUGAAGCGCGGGACGCCCGUGGCCGAGCUGUGGUACAUCGAGGGCACAACCGUGCGUGUAGGUGAAAUCGUCUGA